AUGAGGCCUGCAAUUCGAGAAAAAGAACAAGGGAUGAAGAUGAAGGAGGACGGUAAACCCCCAACGAAGCACAUGCACCCAAGUAUGUACAAAGCCGCCAAAGAAGGCAACUUCACUGCCCUCGAAAACUCGAUGCGGGAACAUGGAAAAGACGAACCCCGACUAGACCUCCUCAAACUAGAGACCCGUAUGGGCAACAAUCUCGUCCACCUCGCGGCGGAGUCGGGCCACGAGGACUUCAUCAAGCAGGUCCUCCGCAAGUGCCCCGAGCUCGUGGCCAAGCCCAACAACUCCUGCCACGAGUUCGCCCAGCUCGUGGACAAGCCCAACAACUCCUGUCGUGGCGCGGACACGCCGCUCCACAUCGCAGCGCGGACACGCCACUUCAAAGUCAUGGACACCAUCCUCUCCGAGGCCAAGCUACGGGAGUUGUUUGGUAGUCUUAUAUAUCUCACUGUUACAUAUUCUGACAUCACUUAUACCGUUCACAUUAUUAGUCAGUACAUGACCGUGCCUUGUACAACUAAUUUUGCUGCAGUUCUUCGAAUUCUUUGCUACGCCAACGUCGAGAUCUCCGAUGACAAGGGCCGGAACGCGGUUCAUCUCGCGCUGAAGUGCCGGCCGAGUCACUCUAAGGCGGUGUUGAGACUGCCCGAGCUGGUGAGGCUGGUGAACAAAGCCAACCGCUAUGGAAACACGCCGUUGCAUGUGGCUGCUGAGGACCUGAACUACGGAAUGGUGAAGAGGUUGCUGAAGAUUCCUGGGGUGGAUCUCGAGGCGAAAAACGCCAAGGGCUGCACGUUUCGGAUGUUUGCGAGUCUCGUUGGCAAUACACCAAGGAGAAGGUAA
This is a messenger RNA of Eucalyptus grandis, 849 nucleotides long. RefSeq names its product death-associated protein kinase 1-like. NCBI's taxonomy places the organism in Eukaryota, Viridiplantae, Streptophyta, Magnoliopsida, Myrtales, Myrtaceae. The record is from RefSeq and is a predicted model, not a curated record. Gene Ontology annotation, molecular function: protein phosphatase 1 binding; protein phosphatase regulator activity. Gene Ontology annotation, cellular component: plasma membrane. The transcript has 3 exons. The coding region runs from base 1 to 849 and encodes 282 amino acids.